GAAGCCUGGUCCGCCAUAUUGGAAGAGAAGCCUUCGCCGCUGGCUCCUGAGGAGGGCGCGGGCCGGGCCUCUGCCUCCGUCUCGUUCCCGUUUCCUUCCUUCCUUCCCCUUAGAAACGGAGGCCGGGGGGCUGCCCCUCUUCCCGGGUCUCCUUCCCCCUUUCCUCCGCCAUGACUUCGCUGACCCAGCGCAACUCGGGCCUAGUGCAGCGCCGCACCGAGGCCUCCCGCAGCGCCGCCGACAAGGAGCGGGUGGCCGGGGGAGGCCUGGCCGGAGGCGGCCUUGGCGGGGGCAGCGGCACCGGAGGCCCCGAGGAGGACGGGCGGCGGGACGAGGCCGGCGACGAGGAGAAGGGCGACUCCAAGGAAACGCGGCUGACGCUCAUGGAGGAGGUGCUGCUGCUGGGCCUCAAGGACCGAGAGGGUUACACGUCGUUUUGGAAUGAUUGCAUUUCCUCUGGGCUCCGUGGAUGUAUGUUAAUUGAAUUGGCACUGAGAGGGCGUCUUCAGCUGGAGGCAUUUGGAAUGAGACGCAAAAGCCUGCUAACUAGAAAGGUAAUCUGCAAAUCAGAUGCUCCUACAGGAGAUGUUCUACUUGAUGAAGCUCUGAAGCACAUUAAAGAAACACAACCUCCAGAAACAGUGCAGAACUGGAUAGAACUGCUUAGUGGUGAGACGUGGAAUCCCUUAAAAUUGCACUACCAGCUAAGAAAUGUACGUGAACGGUUAGCUAAAAACCUAGUGGAAAAAGGGGUUUUGACUACAGAGAAACAGAACUUUCUCCUCUUUGACAUGACCACACACCCUCUCACCAACAACAACAUUAAGCAGCGCCUCAUCAAGAAAGUUCAAGAAGCCGUACUUGACAGAUGGGUGAAUGACCCCCACCGCAUGGACAAGCGCUUGCUGGCUCUCAUUUAUUUAGCCCAUGCCUCCGAUGUCCUUGAGAACGCUUUUGCCCCCCUUUUGGAUGAGCAGUAUGACCUAGCCACAAAGAGGGUACGGCAGCUCCUGGAUUUAGAUCCUGAGGUCGAAUGUAUGAAGGCCAAUACAAACGAGGUCCUGUGGGCUGUAGUAGCAGCCUUCACAAAAUAACUGCAAUCAAAUUGCUCAAGUGUUCUUUUCCCCCAUUUCAUGUAAAUCAGUUGAUCUUCAAUUGACGAUCCAUGUUUCUGUCAUCUGUACCUCUUCUCAUAUGAUGAAAAUCUUCUCUUGUUCAUGGGAAUGGUAGGUGAUGUGUUCUGGUUUUUUUCAUGUAUGUGUGUUUGCUAAAGAAUUUGGCUGGUAUAAGAGAGCUUCCUGUUCUUAAACAUGCUCAACUGUCCCAUUGGCACGCUGUUUCUUAUCAUGUUUAAGUUACUUUAUCUGAAUUUUCAUUGUACUCCUCUUUCUUCCGCCGGAAUAGUUUCAUGAAGAAGCAUCUCCUAGGACAGAAGCAGAACCUGGUUUCUAGUUGAUCCAUCUGUUUGAUCUGCCUCAGCAGUGUGUGGCAGCACAAUUGGGGCCCAAAUCAUGAAAGCAUCUUGAAAUCAUCAAAAGUAGUUUUGGAGAAGCCUCAGAGAACAGUUUAACAGGCUGUGUUAAAUCACCAAGCAUUUGAAGCAGGUUGUUACUAAAAUGGAGCAGAGAGUAGCACAAUAGCAGCACCUGGUAGGCCGUGCUCUUUCUUUCUAGAUAUUGGUUUGGAAGUACUUAAACAUUUUAAAAAAUAGAAAUAUCUCCCAAUUCAUUAAAAAUACUUGGUUCAUUUCAUGCAUUGUGCUGGUUGUGUUAAAUCCUUGCUGUCUAUUUGUUUUCAUUUUUUUAAAAAUAGCUCUGAAUCCUAAGGUCCAGUUGUUUCACAAAGUUGUUUCAGGAUGGGAUACAUUCCAGUGUAAUUGUACAUGGUAAGAUUUGUGUAAUUAGCAUACAAAUACAUCUCACUAAUUUUAGUAAAUUUCCAAAGUUGAACUAAUUGUACACCUAGUGGCCCAUUAUUUACUUCCAGCCACUUUCUCUUAGUGAUAAGAUGGGCCUCCUAUAAAGUAAGUGUGUGUGUGUGUGACACCUCUAUUAUCUUGUGUCUCUGGGGUUUGCACCUUCCAGGUGCAAUCUGCCUAUGCAUUGCCUUUAUAAAAUGUGUGGUAUGAUGAGACCAUUUUAUCAUUGCUCCUUUAUUUUCCUUUGGAAGAGUACAGUUCUUGUACCAGUACAAUUCUUGAGUGCAGUUUUCAAUUUUGUAUACAAGUUAUUUUUGUGUCUCAUGUCAUUAAUCUACCUAACACUUCAGAAAACAACAGUUGUCCACCUUAGCAAGUGUUGCAUGUAAAUUGUUGCCAGGUGAUUACUACAGUUCAGCAAAUUAAGACUUCUGUAGUAGGAAGCUCUACUAUGUUUUAAUUUUUAUAUACAAUUAUGCUGAUUAGCACAUUAUUGUAAAAUAUAUAAACCAGCUUUUUAAAGAUUAUUACCUCUUUUACCAUUGCUUGUUCUGGCUUCAUUCACAAUGUAAAUAUUAUGUAUCGAACAAAUUAAAGACUGCCUUUUUUCUCUUUUUGUUUUCAAAUAACAGAACACACUAAUAGUGGGGCCGGUGUCUAGAAAUGUUGGGUUAACACUGAAAGCGGAAAAUACUAAAUGACAUAUAUAACUGUAGUUGAAAGUUAAAGGGAUCCCCAACCUGUAUACUAGCUUUUUACCUACAGUAAAUAAACUAUGAUCUUGAAAGUGCCUGAAACAGA
Anolis carolinensis (green anole) is the source of this 2719-nucleotide messenger RNA. It is a transcript of the gene golph3, whose product is annotated as golgi phosphoprotein 3. Gene Ontology annotation, cellular component: Golgi cisterna; trans-Golgi network; cytosol. Bases 171 to 1094 code for a protein of 307 amino acids. The transcript is spliced from 4 exons. Gene Ontology annotation, biological process: Golgi vesicle budding; retrograde vesicle-mediated transport, Golgi to endoplasmic reticulum; Golgi organization. Lineage: Eukaryota; Metazoa; Chordata; Lepidosauria; Squamata; Anolidae. The record is from RefSeq and is a predicted model, not a curated record. Gene Ontology annotation, molecular function: phosphatidylinositol-4-phosphate binding.